AUGACUGCACGUGCUGAGGCAGAAGGCCGUGCUCAGGCCGCUGCCGAGAUUGCCAUGCUGCGUCUCAAUUCUGGACUUCGAUCUCCAAGACGCCAGGUUGUCAGUGACAACUCUCCGAGACGUGCAUCGCCUCGUGCCGCUGCAACACCCUUGGACACCGGAGGGUUGAGCUCACUCUCGACGUCUGCAGGAUCGGCGCUGUCAUCGCCUUUGAGACGACCUGGGAGUCUGGUGAGGGCCUCAAGCCCGACAGCUUCACGACGUUCCAAGGAGUGCAAACGUACCUCGUCGCCUAGAGCUGGACCGACAGCUACGAGGGAGAGAGUCGACUGGUCACCAUGCAAGUGGCCACCCUCUGCACGUUGGCCGUCCACACAGCUGCCACAGAACGUAAAUCUAUGGCCGGUUGCUGGAGAUGAGAAGCCCAGAGGACUGGACACAUGGACCCACCUCCUCUUCAGCACGGGCUUACGCUGCUCACCGUCCGAAAUACCAUACAAAUGUCCCAGAUGCUCCAGCAUCAACACCGCAGACUCUGCUUUUUGCCGCAAAUGCGGUACACGGCGGCAAGAGGACUGGCACGUGAAAGAUCGCCCCAACUCGCCCGGCCAUCAGCGCUCUCGCGCUGCCCCUUGCUCGCGAAGCAUCUCGCCACGGGCUGCAUGUGUGGCUUCUCGUGCUGGCAAACGUGCUUCCACGAGGAGCACAUCCUUUCGCCAGCGCGGCGUUCGGGCGACGGUCUCCCAACCGCAAAGCCCACGGUUGCACUCCGAUAGGAGCGGCAACAGUCACGAGAGACAAGUCAGACUGCGCAGCAACUCCCAACGGGCGAUCAGGCCCGGGCCCACACGGUCUUCAUCACCGCGUCGGAAGGAACCGUCGCGGCCACACAGCUGUUGCCUCCAUGGCCGCCAGCAGCUUCAACCGCCGCUUGAACGGGCGACAAAAGCGCAAGCAACACAGCUUCGGCGGUCGGCCUCGGUGCCGAGAGCUGCAGCCCGUCCGAAGCUGACACCUGCGGACCUGGUGCGACUGCAACGCGAACUCCAGGCUCAGAUGGAGAUGGUCAGCAAGGCCUUGGCCACCGGACCGCCCGGACCACGUGCUCGUCCAACGAAGCUGAGCGGACGCCAGCUGAAGGAGCAGGCGGCCGAAACACCAAAUUUCCGCUUCUGA
Symbiodinium sp. CCMP2456 is the source of this 1176-nucleotide messenger RNA. The record is from the annotation of a GenBank genome assembly. NCBI's taxonomy places the organism in Eukaryota, Dinophyceae, Suessiales, Symbiodiniaceae.